AUGGCGGAUUCGGAGUCGACCGUUCGGCAACGGAAGCCCAAGGAGGCUUCCGACAAGCUCCAAGACGAGCCUACAGAGAAACCCACAGCCGUGCCUUUGAAGAAGAGGGCUAAAGAAGAAGACGCCUACAGCCCGUGGCUCGAUGUCUUUCGUGUCCUGACGUUCCUCUUCCUGGCUUCGUCGGGUCUGAGCUACCUGGUUUCAAGUGGAGAGUCAUUCUUCUGGAGCAUGAAGGUGCCUCCCAAGUAUCUGCAGAAGGAAUGGUGGACAGACCAAUUCCGUGGUCCGAUUCAAUUGACCCCAGCCGAGCUCGCCGCCUUCGAUGGCACCGACCCCAAGAAGCCCCUCUACCUGGCCAUCAAUGGCACAAUCUACGACGUCACCCCGGGCGCCCGGAUGUAUGGGCCCGGCGGAUCCUACCAUUGGUUCGCCGGCGUUGAUGCGGCGCGGGCGUAUGUGACAGGAUGUUUCUCUACGGACCGUACACCGGACAUGCGCGGAGUGGAAGACAUGUUUCUGCCUCUCGACGACCCCGAGGUGGACCGGCUGUACACUGCCGCAGAGAUGAAGAAGUUACAAGAGGAAGAGUUGCAACAGGCUAGGAAGCAAGUGCAUGACGCGUUGAAGCAUUGGGUGGAUUUCUUCGCGAAUAGCAAGAAGUAUCACAAGGUCGGUACGGUCAAGAGGGCGCCGAACUGGCUGGAAAAGGAGCCGAAGAAAGACCUAUGUGAGGUCGCCGCUAAAGGCAGGAAACCGAGAAACCCACCGAAGAGGGACUGA
Molecule: messenger RNA, 780 nt
Organism: Phaeoacremonium minimum UCRPA7
Lineage: Eukaryota; Fungi; Ascomycota; Sordariomycetes; Togniniales; Togniniaceae
Product: putative cytochrome b5-like heme steroid binding domain-containing protein
Exons: 2
Coding region: 1-780 (259 amino acids)
Cellular component (GO): membrane; endomembrane system
Source: RefSeq, a predicted model, not a curated record